Thamnophis sirtalis is the source of this 1296-nucleotide messenger RNA. NCBI's taxonomy places the organism in Eukaryota, Metazoa, Chordata, Lepidosauria, Squamata, Natricidae. The record is from RefSeq and is a predicted model, not a curated record.
AUGGUAGUCAUAGGCCGAGGACAAUCUGUGCGGCAAUCAGAAAUACUGCCAGUACAUCAUUCCCAAAUUUUAAGGACAUCAGAAGUUGAAAAGGGAAUCAAGCCCCAAGUUGCCUUCCCCAUCGAUGAUGAAGACGAAGAUAAAAUUGUGGGUGGUUACACCUGCCAAAAGCAUUCCGUCCCCUAUCAGGUCUCUCUAUAUUCUGGAAUACAUAGAUGUGGUGGCACCAUCAUAAACAACCAAUGGAUUGUUUCAGCUGCUCACUGCAAUAGAUCCCGAAUCCAAGUGAGACUUGGGGAACAUAGUUUGACCAAAGAUGAUGGUUCCGAGCAGUACUUUGAUCCAAUCAAAAUCAUUCUCCAUCCCAAAUUCAACGGCAGAACUUUUGACAAUGACAUCAUGCUCAUCAAAUUAUCCAAACCAGCCAGUCUCAAUUCCCGUGUUUCAGCAAUCCGUCUACCAAGCAGCUGUCCAUCCACCGGNUAUCUGAUUGCCUUCCCCAUCGAUGAUGAAGAUGAUGAUAAAAUUUUGGGUAGUUACACCUAAAAGCAUUCCGUCUCCUAUCAUGUUUCUCUGAAUUCUGGAAGAUAUAGAUGUAGUGGCGCCAUCAUAAACAACCGAUGGAUUCUUUCAGCUGCUUACUGCAGUAUAUUCCAAUUUCAAGUGAGACUUGGGGAAUACAGUUUGUCCACAGAUGAUGGUUCCAAGCAGCACAUUGAUCCAAUCAAAAUCAUUCCCCAUCCUAAAUACAACCACAGAACUUUGGACAAUGACAUCAUGUUCAUCAAAUUAUCCAAGCCAGCCAGUCUCAAUUCCCGUGUUUCAGCAAUCUGUCUACCAAGCAGCUGUCCAUCCACCAGAAAAAUAUGUUUAGUCUCUGGCUGGGGCAACAUUCUCAGCAGUGGCGAACAUUAUCCAGAUCUCCUACAGUGCCCGAAUGUCCCUGUACUUUCUCAGGCCUAGUGCGUUGGGGCUCAUCCAUGGAAAAUCACCAACAAUCGUAUGUUUUGUGCUGGAUACCUGGAAGGUGGAAAAAACACUUGUCAUGAACGUCUGGAAGAUGCUGAGGCCACCAAGACAGGAAUGGAGGGGCUGGAGGAAGAAGUGAGCCCAGGAACCUCAGUGGGGCCCUUAGAGGAACGAGCGGAUGAGCACCUGGCUGGAGAGGAAAGGGGAGAAGCGCAGCUGCAGCUGGAGGGCUCAGAGACCCAGCCAGAAGCCCAGGAUGGAGAAGGAUUGCAGCUGCAGCUGAUCAGGAGGGAUGAAGAGAAACUGACUCCUCCACCAGAGGACUGA